Fukomys damarensis (Damara mole-rat) is the source of this 3172-nucleotide messenger RNA. RefSeq names its product kallikrein B1 (gene Klkb1). Bases 1128 to 3044 code for a protein of 638 amino acids. Gene Ontology annotation, cellular component: extracellular region. The record is from RefSeq and is a predicted model, not a curated record. Lineage: Eukaryota; Metazoa; Chordata; Mammalia; Rodentia; Bathyergidae. Gene Ontology annotation, biological process: proteolysis. Gene Ontology annotation, molecular function: serine-type endopeptidase activity; protein binding. The transcript has 15 exons.
UGAACUACUUUAAGACAAUCAUUUUGAAUUCUUCUUUAGGCAGUUAUGGGCUUCCACUGGUAUAGUUUCAGUUAUUGAUUGGUGUUUUAUUUUGUUCCUUUGCUGGUGUUAUUUUCCCUGAUUACCAUCCUUAUGGCUUUGUACUGUGUCUGGACAUUUGAGAAAUUAAGCACUUUCUUCAAACUUUAAAGACUGGCUCCAUCAUGGAAAGCCACUGAUCAGCCCAUCCAAAGAUUCUGAGUGGGCCAUUUGGUGGGGGCUAGGGGAAGGGUAGGAAUGAGAGUCCUUGGGCAGACUGGCCUGGCCCAAAAGCCCACGAGUGUGGGCCUGGUGACUGUCUCAAUAGGGUUAUGCCUGGAGCCUUGGUUCAUUGAGGCUUCUAGUAUCGUGUGUGAGAGGACUGACAUGAAACCUGAGUUCUAGAUUGUUGACUUGGUAUGAGGAUGGAGCAUAAGCUUGACUCUACAGGGACCAGCCUAAGCCUGGGACUACAGAGGUUUGUAGGCACACUGUGGUAAGCCUGGAGACUGGGUUUUCAAGUUCCAGGCUGGAAUCUGGAGUUGCAGUGGCUAACCUGCUGCUAGAACUUACUAGGGCAAGCCUGAUCCUGUUUUUUUGACAUACAUACUUACAUACAUAUAUCUCCUUCCUUAAUGCAGAGGGAAUCUGCAUGCUUUGCUGCCCAGACUUGGGAGCAAGCCGAGGUGGAGGAUGUGAAGCUAUCUUUCCUAUGAUUAUAAAUGCAUCUUUUCUUAUUUCUGUGCUUGAACCCAGUGCUUUAGCCUCUCACUUGGAUUCCUUAACUCUUGGGAAGAUAAUUUUGUUUGGAAAGUUUUUCACAUUGAUAUUUCUGCAAGGGGAUAAAUGUUGGAAUUCUUAUUCUGGCAUCUUGUUGAAAUCACUCCCUGAAACAGUUAAUAUAUUAAACAAAUGAACACAGGAGUAAGAUGUUCAUGGAAUGUAUUGACAGGACAAAAAGCUGAAACUGCUGGCAGAAACCCAAAGUCAAUAUUAGAGCCAAGCAAAUAUUGUCUGCAGUGCCACAGGGACAGCUUGAAGACUGCUCAUUUUUAAGUGGCAAGAGAUUCCCUCACCUGCAGAACCAUAGACGCAAUUGUGUUUUCAGGAUGUUUACCUUCAAGAAAGCAGCUUACUUCAUCUGUUUGUUUGGCACAGUUUCUUGUGGAUGUCUGACUCAAUGGUACAAAAAUACCUUCUUCAGAGGGGGAGAUGUAAGUGCCAUGUACACCCCAGAUGCCCAGUACUGUCAGAUAAUGUGCACAUUCCAUCCCAGGUGCUUGUUCUUCAGUUUUCUUCCAGAAAGUUCAACUAAUGAGCUAACGAGAAGGUUUGGUUGUUUCCUGAAAGACAGUGUUACAGGAACUCUACCAAGAGUGCAUCGGACAAAUGCAAUUUCUGGACAUUCUUUAAAGCAAUGUGGCCAUCUAAUAAGUGCUUGCCACAGAGAUAUUUAUGAAGGAAUUGAUAUGAGAGGAGCCAAUUUUAAUGUAUCUAAGGUCAAAAGUGUUGAAGAAUGUCAAACACUGUGCACCAAUAAUAUUCAUUGCCAGUUUUUCACUUUUGCCACACAAACAUUUCACAAUGCAGAGUACCGGAACUGCUGCCUAUUAAAACACAGUCCAAGUGGAACACCUACUGGUAUAAAGACACUGAAUAACGUGGUAUCUGGAUUCUCACUGAAGCCCUGUGCACUUUCAGAAUUUGGUUGUCGCAUGGACCUUUUCCAGCAUCUUGCCUUUGCAGACAUGAAUGUGGCCAGAGUAAUCACCCCAGAUGCUUUUGUGUGUCGAACUAUCUGCACCUAUCAUCCCAGCUGCCUCUUCUUUACAUUCUAUACAAAUGCAUGGACCACAGAAUCCCAAAGAAAUGCUUGCUUCCUAAAGACUUCUAAAAGUGGGACACCAAGUUCCUUUACUCCUCAGGAAAACACAAUAUCUGGACAUAGCCUUUCAACCUGCAAAACAACUUUGCCUGAACCCUGCCUCUCCAAAAUUUAUUCUGGAGUUGCCUUUGGAGGGGAAGAAUUGAAUGUCACCUUUGUGAAAGGAGCAAGUGUUUGCCAAGAGAGUUGUACGAAGACAAUCCGCUGCCAGUUUUUCACUUACUCCUUACUCCCAGAAGACUGUAAAGGAGAGAAGUGUAAGUGUUCUUUAAGAUUGUCUUUGGACGGUUCUCCAACCAGGAUUACCUAUGGGACACAACGGAGUUCUGGUUACUCUCUGAGAUUGUGUAAAACUGGGGAGAGCUCUGUCUGCACAACAAAAACAAAUGCACGCAUUGUGGGAGGAACGAACUCUUCAUGGGGAGAGUGGCCCUGGCAGGUCAGCCUGCAGGUGAAGGUGACAAGUUCAAGCCACCUAUGCGGAGGGUCCCUCAUUGCACCCCAGUGGGUCCUGACUGCCGCGCACUGCUUUGAUGGAAUUCCCUUCCCAGAUGUUUGGCGCAUUUAUGGAGGCAUUUUAAAUCUGUCGGAGAUUACAAAAGAAACUUCUUUCUCACAAAUAAAAGAACUUAUUAUUCAUGAGAAAUAUAAACUCUCAGAAACUGGUCACGACAUUGCCUUAAUAAAACUACAGGCGCCCUUGAAUUAUACUGAAUUCCAAAAACCAAUAUGCCUACCCUCCAAAGAUGAUGGAAAUAUAAUUUAUACCAACUGCUGGGUAACUGGAUGGGGUUACAAUAAGGAAAAAGGUGAAAUCCAAAAUAUUCUACAAAAGACACGUAUUCCCUUGGUAACAAAUGAAGAAUGCCAGAAAAGAUAUAAAGAUUAUGUAAUAACCAAACAGAUGAUCUGUGCUGGCUACAAAGAAGGGGGUAAAGAUGCCUGUAAGGGAGACUCUGGCGGCCCCUUGGUUUGUAAGCACAAUGGAAUGUGGCGUUUGGUGGGCAUCACUAGUUGGGGCGAAGGCUGUGCCCGCAAAGAACAACCUGGUGUCUAUACGAAAGUUGCUGAAUACGUGGACUGGAUUUUAGAAAAGACACAGAAAGAUGAUAGAAGUGCUUUGAUGGUGUCACCAGCGUGAAGAGGCUGUAUAGCGAAGAAAAACCUAGACCAUAGCGCUAGUUUACAGUCUGGGUUCACGUCAAACAGUGAGCCUUGGACUCCCCAUCCAUUAAAUGUGGAGAAUGGAUCUACCUCCAGUCCUUGCCA